Messenger RNA from Lethenteron reissneri (Far Eastern brook lamprey), 1196 nucleotides. RefSeq lists its product as uncharacterized. NCBI's taxonomy places the organism in Eukaryota, Metazoa, Chordata, Hyperoartia, Petromyzontiformes, Petromyzontidae. The record is from RefSeq and is a predicted model, not a curated record.
CGGCCACCAACACUGCUGACGAUUACCUCAGCCGCUCCUGGGCCUCCCCGUGUAGCCGUAGCGAGCAGCACCGAUGAAGGCCGGCACGGCACGCGACACCAGUGUUGGUGGCCGUGAGCGGGAAUCGAACCCUGGGUGGCAAGUGUGCCGCUGGAGCCACGCUGCGAGCUGCGUGCUGAGGAGCGCCUCUCUGCACGAAGCCUCCUGGAGCCUCUCCCGGAGCAGUCACCAUGGAGGCUCAUGGGCUGCGCAGUACCUCACGCACCCUCGUGGCGCUGCUCGUGACGAGCUACGCGUUCCUCACGUCUGGGCCCACGGAGGAGAAGAAUUUCUCCCCGAACUGGCUGGUUAACCUGGGGGGAGCCUGGGAGGUCCAACCGCCACAGGCCGGGCAGCCUCUACCUCUCGCCAAAGCGACCGUGGCUGUCCACAUCAGCGACCGGCUCGCAGAUCACGAAGCCAAGAGGGAGCCUCGAGUCGCUUCCUCUCCCAGCCAUGGCGUGGAGGUUCCCCAAGGAGGAGGAGGAGAAGACGACGACCCAGCUCCCUUAGGGUGGAAGACCUUCAUGGAGAUGCUGCACAGCAGGCCGGUGGCCAUCGCCUACGAGGUGGCGAGUGCAGGGAUCGCCCUCCUCAGCCUCGGAGUGUGGCUGAAGAAUGCAGUGUGGCGUCCGCGACCUCCUGCCAUGCCAGCGAUGGCCGUCCACACCACCAACCUCCCGAAACAAAAGGCUCGGUCGAACUUGGCCGAAAUGGUACCUCAAGCAGCUUCUUCUUUAGGCUGUUGGAUGACGGUUCCGCAAGAUGGAGAAUACCCGUCUCCCUCAAGGUGGACGACCUUGAUGAAGAUGCUGCACAGUGGGCCGGUGGCCAUCACUUACCACGUGGAGAGCACGGGGAUCACCAUUACCAGCCUAAGAGUCUGGCGGAAGAAUCAACUGAAGUCAUCGCAACGUGGACGAGUUUACCGAAGCCGCCACAUGAGAGGAUCCAUGUGGAAAUUGGCUCGGGGCAAGCGCCACCCCAUGAAAAUCAAGAGGACCCACAGAUCCCUCAAGACUCGGCUGGAUGGCUGCUCCAUGAUGAAUAGCUCUCUGUUGGAGCCUGGGACGCGUCACGCAGCCGCCCCUACCUGCUGCCGGUGUGCGGACACGCGUCUUGUGUGGAGCAUGCCUGCAGGACAAAGCCUGAAGUAG